This is a messenger RNA of Carassius carassius (crucian carp), 546 nucleotides long. Its product is annotated as histone H2B-like. The coding region runs from base 52 to 426 and encodes 124 amino acids. The transcript has a single exon. NCBI's taxonomy places the organism in Eukaryota, Metazoa, Chordata, Actinopteri, Cypriniformes, Cyprinidae. Gene Ontology annotation, cellular component: nucleosome. The record is from RefSeq and is a predicted model, not a curated record. Gene Ontology annotation, molecular function: protein heterodimerization activity; structural constituent of chromatin; DNA binding.
UCCCGCUCUCUCUCAUCAUUGUCUCGUGAGGUUUUGAUCUCCAGCAGCAUCAUGCCUGAACCAGCAAAGCCCGCGCCGAAGAAAGGCUCCAAGAAGGCCGUCACUAAGAGCGCCGCGAAAGGAGGAAAGAAGCGCAGAAAGUCCAGGAAGGAGAGCUACGCCAUCUACGUGUACAAAGUGCUGAAGCAGGUUCAUCCUGACACCGGGAUCUCUUCGAAGGCGAUGGGCAUCAUGAACUCUUUCGUCAACGACAUCUUCGAGCGCAUCGCCGGUGAGUCGUCUCGUCUCGCUCACUACAACAAGCGCUCCACCAUCACUUCCCGAGAGAUCCAGACCGCCGUGCGUCUGCUGCUGCCCGGGGAGCUGGCCAAACACGCCGUGUCUGAGGGCACCAAGGCCGUCACCAAGUACACCAGCUCCAAGUAGAGCUCCGCUGCAGCUCAACACACAAAGGCUCUUUUAAGAGCCACCCAACUUCUCACUGAAAGGACAACUGCUGUUUUUAGUUGAGUCUCAUUUAAAACGUAUAAUCUUAAUUAAGUUUAU